AUGUCUGUGAAGCGCAAGGAGGAGCAGGAGGAGGUCUCAGAGCAACUCGGAUGAAGAAAGAAGGCGUCCAAGAGGUUCUCGAGAAGGAAAAGGGAGAGCAAGGAGAAGCAGGAGCUCGUCUCCUCGGGAACCAAGGUCGGAAAAGAGUAAAAGCGAUAGGUAUGAAGACAGAGGUGAGGGUAAAAACAACGAAAAGAAUGGUGGGAUCGACUAUUCUCGACUCAUUGAUGGAUACGCGGAAAUGACUGCAGCUGAGAGAGUUAAAGCCAAGAUGAAGCUUCAGCUUACAAAUGCUGCUAAGAAGGAUUCAGCAAUGGGUAUAGGUGCUGGAUGGGAACGUUUCGAGUUCAACAAAGAUGCUCCACUUGAUGAUGAAGAAAUAGAAGCGGCAGAUGAUGACAAGGUCUUGGUCAAGCAUAUUGGUCAGAGUUUUCGGUUUUCUGCUGUGGAGGCAAGAAGGGAAGAAGAAAUCAAGGCUGCUCAUGACAAGGCCAUGUUUGGAGCGCCAACAGCCCCACCACUUGUCAUUCCAGAUGAAGUACCAACCAAGGAAACUGAGAUAAAACAGAGCAAUGAAAACAGUGCUGUUAAAGACCUUGUAAAUGACAAGGUACUAGCUAAGCAACAAGGUUCUUGGCGAGAUCGAACCCGUAAACUUUGUAAUGAACCAACAAGCUGAUGGAAUGGACAUGUACAAAAAGGGAUGUGCCAACGGCAAGGAUAUCAUAGUUGAUAUAGAUGACCCUUCUACUAUCAACAUACUAAACACAUAUUACCAUUGUCAACAACAUUGUACAUUUGAAAGACAAGAAAGCAGCAACUCAGAUUCGAGUGUUUAGCAAUGAGAAUGAAUC
Molecule: messenger RNA, 854 nt
Organism: Telopea speciosissima
Lineage: Eukaryota; Viridiplantae; Streptophyta; Magnoliopsida; Proteales; Proteaceae
Exons: 7
Coding region: 242-679 (145 amino acids)
Biological process (GO): alternative mRNA splicing, via spliceosome
Cellular component (GO): cytoplasm; nucleus
Source: RefSeq, a predicted model, not a curated record